AUAAACGACCCGAAACUUUUUUUAAUUUCUCCGACUGAGCCAGGAUCCACAAACGCAGUUCGCUAUAUAGUCAUUAUUUUCCUUAAACAGUUUCAUGCAUGUUAAAAUUGUUUUGACAUUUACCUAAAGUCAGCAAAAUGCUUUUUAAAAUUGUUUUGACUGUUACUUAAAGUCAGCAAAGUCGUGCAAGGUUGCAAUCAAUGUAUAGGAGAUGAUUAUCAAAAAAGUACCAACAAAUUAUUAAUUGAUAUGUAAUUAAAUAUUUUCUUUUUUUUUAAAAAAAAAUCUGGUGUUCUUUCAAUAGUAAUCAUUUUAAAAAAAGAAGUGUAUGGGGGAGGACUACAGUAACCAACAGGCUCAGUAGUGUUAGGGGUGUCUCCCUGUUGCCUAGCAACGGAGGCAAUGGAACUGGACAUUGGAAAGUUUGGACAUGAGACACGCUAAAAUUGCAACGAUCAAGUAAAAACUUUUGAGACAAGGAGUGAAGAUGUCUACAAUACUCCCAUUUCACGAUGGCAGUGAAAAGGAAGCGGCUUGUGAUCACAUUGCGGUAUCUGCUGGGGGGAAACAACUUCCUGCAGACAUGCAUUACAAAUACGAGCAGCUUUAUUCAAGACCGUUCAUCACUCCCGGCUCCGACAUCCCAGAGAACCUCCUGAAUCUCUCUCACUCUUUUGGCUACGACUGUAAGCGCAGAGCAAACCUACUGCUGCUGGAAGACAGAACACUGAUCUUUAUUGCAGGUCAGAUCCUGAUCCUGCUUGAUAUUUCCACCAAGCAGCAGAAAUACAUCCGCUCCCGCAGUGGAAGUGGAAUUGGUUCGAUUGGGGUUCACCCAAGCCAAGAGUAUUUUGUUGUGGCGGAAAAGGGGGAAAAGCCCAUCGUGAUAAUAUAUGAGUAUUCCUCACUACAAGCAUACCGUAUUCUUAGAGAUGGUGCAGAACAUGCUUUUAGCUCUGUGAGCUUUAACAGUGAUGGGAGUCUUCUGGCCACUCUGGCCAGUGCACCAGACUACAUGUUGACAGUGUGGAAGUGGAGGCAGGAGGAGGUAAUGCUCAGGUGUAAAGCCAUUUCUCAAGAGGUUUACCGAGUGAGCUUCUCCCCAUACAACCCUGGCCUACUCACAUCAUCAGGAUCUGGACAUAUCAAGUUCUGGAGAAUGUCCAGCACAUUUACAGGUCUCAAAUUGGAAGGACUUAUUGGUCAUUUUGGCAAAACUGCAGCGACAGACAUUGAAGGCUACAUGGAACUUCCCGAUGGAAAGGUGGUUUCUGGCUCAACCUGGGGUAACCUGCUUGUGUGGGAUGGAAAUUCUAUCAAAGUUGAGAUCUGCAGCAAGGGAGGACAGUGUUGUCAUGCAGGGGCUGUCCAACCGUUUGCCUUGGAGGAUGGACAACUGAUGACCUUUGGCUCUGAUGGAGUGAUCCGGGGCUGGGACUUUGAAACAAUCAACAAUGCAGACAGUAGCAGUGAAAGCGGCAAGUUUGAAAUGGAGCCGAUGAAUGAGAUGACGGUUGGGCGCCACGUAUGUCUCUCCUCAAUCGUGAAAAACUCCCAGCCGGACUCGAUUGUUUGGUUUGCUCAGGAUUCCAAUGGUGCUAUUUGGAAACUGGAUCUUUCAUUCACAUACACUACUCCUGAUCCAGAGUGCCUGUUAUCCUUCCAUGCCGGACCAAUCAAGGGUCUUGAUGUGUCGAAGAAAAGUCACCUCAUGGCCACCACUGCUCUGGACCGUUCAGUCAGAGUCUUUGACUUUCUGGCGAAAACAGAGCUAAUCAGUAGCAGAUUCAAUCAAGGUGGAACUGCUCUUCACUGGGCACCACCUUCUGUGAACCACAGUGGAGGUUUAUUGGUGGCAGGAUUUGAAGAUGGGGUUGUUCGCUUACUGGAGAUUUUUGACCCCACGGGGUUGCACAACAAUAAAGGAGAUGCCCACAUUCGACUCAAACAGGCCUUCAAGCCACAUAAUUCCACUAUAACAUCGGUUGCUUAUGAGUACAAUGGAAAAAUAUUAGCCACGGGGAGCUCAGAUUGCACGGUAUUUUUCUUUACUGUUGGAGAAAAAUAUGAGCCAAUCGGCUUUGUCCAUGUUCCUGGACCAGUACAAUUACUCGAGUGGUCACCUCCUUCCCAUCAUGAAAACAGGUUGCUAAUACUAUGUCAGAAUGGUCAUGUUGUGGAGGUACCAUGUCCUGAUCAGAAUAUCCUGAAGCCAACCAAAUCCUACCAACUGCUUGAACUGCCGAGAAAAUCCUUCUACUUCAAUAGCAUCAAAUCACAAAUCAAGAGAGAAGAGGAAAUAGCAAGAUGGCAAGCUUUAAAGGCAAAGCAGCAAGAAGAGCAAGAGGAGCAUCAAAUCAUAGGAGACAAGAUACUGGAAGAGGAGUUACCCCCUAUUUUCAUCAGUAACCCUCGCAGUCCUCUUCACUGUGGUUUCUACUCACAGCCUGGCCAAUUUUGGCUCUCAAUGGGAGGGUCUGACUCAGGUUUCUUGUACCAUUGCAAAUUCUCUGAGAGUCAGGAUGAGGAUCCAGACCAACGUCAAGACAAGCCAUUUGACUACCUGACUGUCCUCAAUGCUGAUGAUGAUGCUAUUUGUUCGGUCACAUUCAACUCCAACAGGCAGCUCAUGAUAUGCGGAAUGCACUCGGGCUCGAUCAGAGCUUAUCCUUUGGAUCCCGGCGAUCACGCUCUAAAAUCCAUGCAGGCGUACUGGGAACUGAGUAUCCACGACAGCAGUUAUGGACACUUGCGGCAUGUCUGUUGCAGUCAUGACGACCAGUUUGUGCUUACAGCAGGAGAUGAUGGAAACAUCUUCUCCUUCAACUUGCUUUCUCAUGAGGAGCUGCAGAAAGGACUGGGAAGAAAAAGGGCCAUGGUUCCUUCUCCAAGGGACGGACUUGAGAAUGAGGAUUUGGCUCAGGACAUCGAUGACCCAGCGGCUGAUAGCAUAGAGAUGGUCAAACAGAAGUUGGAGAAAGACAAUCAGUGCCAACAAGCUGAGAAGAAGAAAUCGGACAAGCGGAGAAGGCUGGCUGAGAAGAAGAAUACAUUCAAAAAACUGCUGAAGGACAACCUUGAGCUGCCAGAACAUUGCCGACUCACACUUACGGAGCUGCAGCUGGACAAGUGUUUUGCAGAACAGGCUGAGAAGGAGAAGACCCAGAAAUUAAAAGAAGUCCAAGAACAAAUGAGUUGGGAAGAACAACACUCCCAUAUAGCUCUAAACAAACUACAGCAAUGGUUCAAUGUUUCCCUGGAAUCCAACAUAGUCACAGUAUUUGCAAUCCACUCUAAUCACAGAGUUUCCACAUACCAUAUUCCACCACUUUCUUCAGUACAGACUCAUCAACAGAGCAGUUAUAGCGAUAACAGCAGCAAUAAAAAUGCUCCAGAUAAACGCAGGAAAUCCAAAGAUCAAGCUGUAAAAGACAAUCAAGUAACUGAUGAAGAGGAUACGCCACACCCACUGGUGACUCGAUCGUCAACGGUAAAACUGGCAGAUCGGCAGGUAGAGCGGCUCAGAAAGGCCGCGGAGAAAGCUGAACAGGCAAGGGCCAAGAUUGAAAAGAGGAAGCAGGAAUGGGACAAGAUUUAUACAGAGAAACCCAAAAAGAACUGUGAAGAUCCACACGAUGUGCAGGCCAUCUGCGAAGCCAAAGCGAGUAUUGGGGACUUGAAACUUAAAACAGACAAAAACUUUACUGUAGCAAAACACUUGAGAAUGAAUGCAGAUAAAAAGAAAGCAGAGAUGACAGACCUGGAGGGCAAUAUACGUGAGAAACAAACUGAGAUGAACAGAGAGAUUGUGGCCUUGCGAGACUCCAAACUUCUCCUGCUAUCCAAACUGGGAGCCCUAGCUAAACAGCUCCGGAGGGUCCAGAGUUGUUUGCCAUCGCAACUCCACCGCCACCCACCCCCGCUGCCCACUAUACGAUGUGAGGAAGUACCAGAGAAGAGCCAGCGAUGCACCCGAACCAUUCUAGAAAGAUACAGAGCGCUGAAGGAGAAAAGGUUUCGGUGGACCGAGCAGGAGAAUCAAGAGAGAGCCACAGAUUUCCUGAAGCGACUGGAAAAUGUAAUUGAGGGAAUGAAGGAAGCAGGAGAUGGGUUAGUUGUAUCUGCUGCCCCUGAAGAAAGAGAAGAAGAGGAAGCAGCACAACUGAGCAAGGAGGAGAGCAAAUUGCUAGACAUGCAGGAUUGUCUCCUGGAAAAGAUGGAAAGCAUGGUGAAUCAGUUUGACAAGGAGCACUUGAUGUGUCUUCAGAAGGUACUGAUGCUAGAUUGGAGGUUAAAACUUGGCAACCUCCGUCAGCUUACACUCUAUCAGGAGCUCCUGCUCCUCAAGGAAGUGGCCAAGACUGAGGAGAUUUUGCAAGAGAAGCUCAACACAUGUGUGAAGGAGGAGAACAACUUGAAGUAUAAGCUGGAGGAGUGUAAGGAAGAGCUAGAACUGAAGUAUAAAGCCAUAACUGAGGUGCGGGAUAAAGAGAAGGCUGUAACAAAAGCCUUCCAGGUGUCGCUGGGUUACGACAGAAAAAUUGAAGAAUAUCUGAAAAAAGUUUUCAGAAGAAAAAUAAAACGCACCAAGAAAAAGGAGCAGCCAGGUGAAGAAGAAGAGGAUGAGGACGACUUUGACAAUUAUGAAGACUGGGAUGGCGAUGAUGAUUGGGAUGCAGUGGAAGGAGAAGCUGCUGUAGAGGAAUGCCCUCUAGGCUGUGAGCCAAAGUUGUUUGAGCACAUACUGCAUCUACGUGAACGUCGAUUGGACCUGGAAGAACUGCUGACAGAUGAGAAGAAAACUGCUGACGCUCUUGAGAAGGAGUGUGACUGCCUUGUGAAGAAGCUCAGAUCAGUAAAAAUCAGUCGGAAGGCAGUAGAGGAUGAAUUGGAGCAAGUCAACAGGGAGAAACAGCAGAAGAUGAAUCAACUAGAUGUUGUGGUUCCUCUAAGACUACAGCAGAUUGAGUUUGAUAUCACAGUUCGGGUUCCUCCAGACCUCCGUCCGGCAUUGGUACUGAACAGGACAGAGCUGAAAUGUCUGCAGGAGCGAGUGAAGCAGCUGGAGGUUGAAAAGCACCAGCAGGUCGAAGUCUACAAUCAAGCCAAGCAGCAGCACAUCAGGCUCAUUCAAGAACGCAAGGACAUGAACAAUGAGAUCCAGUCGCUUGAGAAGCUUUGUAAUCAGCUAAUGAUGAGAAGGUUUGGGAGAGAGGUCGAUCUGGAAGUUCUGCAGACGCUGUCCGGUAACAGGACCGUUGAGGAGCUGAAGCAGGAGAAACUCCUUCAAGAAGCUGCAUUUGCCAAAGAAAUCAAAAAGUGGGAUAUCAGAGUAGAAAAAGCUCGUGAGGCUCUGAUGGAGAAGACAAGGAGCAACACAGAGCGACUCCUCCGCUUGAAUAGUCUCUUUGAGCAGAAGAAGGAGCUGGAGCAGAAACUCGAUGCAAGACAGAAGAAAAUUGGCAAACAGCUCCAAGACGGCAGCGGGCGAGAAGGCAGACAUGAAAUCUUGAGUCUUCAAGAGCUGGUGAGAAAGCAGUCGCAGCAGAUGGAGCAUCUCAACACAGAAAUCAACCUCCUUUCGCUUAAAGGAGCCCACGCCCAUCUACCAAGCCACGCGAAGCUGCCUCCACUUGCUCAUUCACACAACCCAACAAUUCAAAAACACCUGAGAAAACCAGGUAAACCAAAUUUUGAUAGAAAAGACACAAAGGUGUACAACUGAAUGUAUGCCAAACUACAAGUCAGAAAUUAAAUUGAUACUUUUAAAAUUAAUAUGCCCACAUGCUUAAGCACAUAACCAAGUGUUGGAAUUUUGUAAAGAUAUACAAAGACACAUUUUACUCAAUAUAGGAGCACUGUGAACGUUAAUAUAAGAAGCAAAUGAUUUUGUGUGCGGACAUGUCUUUUUGGUGUGUUGAUUAAAUGAUUGAGAAAUUAA
This is a messenger RNA of Syngnathus acus (greater pipefish), 5941 nucleotides long. RefSeq names its product cilia- and flagella-associated protein 44-like. The transcript has 35 exons. The coding region runs from base 488 to 5725 and encodes 1745 amino acids. Lineage: Eukaryota; Metazoa; Chordata; Actinopteri; Syngnathiformes; Syngnathidae. Gene Ontology annotation, molecular function: protein binding. The record is from RefSeq and is a predicted model, not a curated record.